Molecule: messenger RNA, 6204 nt
Organism: Oncorhynchus tshawytscha (Chinook salmon)
Lineage: Eukaryota; Metazoa; Chordata; Actinopteri; Salmoniformes; Salmonidae
Product: potassium voltage-gated channel subfamily KQT member 5
Exons: 15
Coding region: 941-4120 (1059 amino acids)
Biological process (GO): transmembrane transport; potassium ion transport
Cellular component (GO): membrane
Molecular function (GO): voltage-gated potassium channel activity
Source: RefSeq, a predicted model, not a curated record
AGAUGUCAUACCGUUUGCGGUUUAUUAUUUCCAUCGAAUGAAAUAUAUUUUUACUUCUUAAUGGAAAAUUCAUUAAGCUAUAGACUAGGCCUACUUAAUAGAGCAUUCAAAUGCGUCUCGUAAUUUUUCACUUUAGUUAUUUGCAUGGUUUUUGCCUUAAAGGGAAACUGAAUGCCAACUGAAUAAAAUCGUGGUUUUCAGUGCGACUUGUGUUUCAAGCGCUCAAUUGACAAUGAAACAUCUCUCAUCACUAUGGACUCCGCGGCUAGCUGAGUUUAUACUGCCAGUUUCCAAGCACGAGGAACGAGGACAUGCUGACUCGAAAAUAUCUGAAGAUACGGAAUUGUCUUCAGUACGUUAACAAAUGCUUAAAUUGGAAACAAUUCGUGUGGUGGGUUCUCUUUAGCAUUUAAUGCGCGGUAUCCGCUGGCCCCAGCCAUCAUCGUGCGCCUCCGCCGCUGACAUUUAUAUUGGAAGCAACAGGCUGAGCUCAUCGCGCUGGUGAGAAAGUCGCCUUUCAUCGGAGAAAUUCACUUCAUUUGUGUUUAUGCAAAACCCUACGAGCCGGGUCGUGCUGACUACAACUCCCCUUUAAACUACCUGGGAUAGUGGUGACAAUUUGUUGAAACUGGACCUCAAGACGCGCCCACUGAAGAAUUGCGGGCUUAGUGCAUUUCGUUUACGCGCAGGCGACACACAGCUGUGGAAAACCCGACACUGCAAUGUGGAGUGCUGAUUGUUGACAGGGCGAAAGAGGGCGGUCAAAACACAGACGGGUUAAACAGCGUGCCUUGCCUAUGGUUUCAUAUCUAACGCCGAGGAGCUGGAAUAAUUCAUUUGCUGUUCAUUCAGAGAGCUCCACAUCUACACAUCCUAGACAGUCACGCAUGCCCCAGAGGACCUUUGCACAUCAGCACUUCAUGCCCGCCCUGGUGAUGCCAUGCCCCGCAACCACAGCGGAGAUGAAGGCGGCACGGGGCUCUGGAUGAAAACUUCUCCGGGCCACCGCGCCGAGGGCUAUGACUUGAAGGAUGUGGAGUCCGGCCGAAGGAUGAUGAACAACGCCAGUGCCGGGGACGGUUUGCUGUCGGCCUCCAGUGCUACAGGUGCCGGGGGUUCGGAGAGCCUGAGAGGAAACAAGGGAGCCCGGCUCAGCCUGCUGGGAAAGCCGCUCAUAUACAGCGCUCAGAGCGGCCGGAGAAACGUCCGUUACCGAAGGCUGCAAAAUUUACUGUACAACGUGCUGGAGAGACCACGAGCCUGGGCGUUCAUCUACCAUGCGUUUGUGUUCGUCCUGGUCUUUGGUUGCUUGGUCCUGUCUGUGUUCUCCACCAUUCCGGCUCACCAGGACUUCUCUUCCGACUGUCUGCUCAUCCUGGAGUUUGUGAUGAUCGUGGUGUUUGGGCUGGAGUACAUCAUCAGGAUCUGGUCGGCCGGCUGCUGCUGUCGCUACAGAGGAUGGCAGGGUCGCCUCCGAUUCGCCCGCAAGCCUUUCUGUGUCAUAGAUAUCAUCGUACUGAUAGCCUCCGUAGCAGUGGUGUCGGCGGGAAGCCAGGGUAACAUCUUCGCCACUUCCGCCCUGCGUAGCCUCCGCUUCCUGCAGAUCCUGCGUAUGGUGCGCAUGGACCGGCGCGGCGGCACCUGGAAACUGCUGGGAUCAGUUGUGUACGCACACAGCAAGGAGCUGGUGACGGCCUGGUACAUUGGCUUCCUGGUCCUCAUCUUCUCCUCCUUUCUGGUCUACCUUGUGGAGAACAAGUUCAACAGCGAGUUUGCCACCUAUGCUGAUGCCUUAUGGUGGGGAACGAUCACCUUGACAACCAUUGGUUACGGGGACAAGACCCCGAAGACAUGGACCGGUCGUAUGCUCUCAGCUGGGUUUGCUCUACUGGGCAUCUCUUUCUUUGCCCUGCCAGCGGGUAUACUGGGCUCAGGCUUUGCCCUGAAGGUCCAGGAGCAGCACAGACAGAAGCACUUUGAGAAGAGGAGGAACCCAGCCGCUUGUCUCAUCCAGUGUGUUUGGCGUAGUUAUGCGGCUGAUGAGAACUCGGUUUCCAUUGCUACCUGGAAGCCUCAUUUGAAGGCGUUGCAUACCUGCAGCCCUACAAAGAAGGACCAGGGUGAAUCGUCCACAAGUCAGAAGCUGAGUUUCAAAGACCGUGUCCGGAUGGCGAGCCCCAGGGGGCAGAGUAUUAAGAGCCGGCAGACGUCGGUGAGCGACCGGCGGUCCCCGGGGACUGAGGCUGGGGGUACGGAGGGCACCAGCCCUGCCAAGGUCCAGAAGAGCUGGAGCUUCAACGACCGCACCCGCUUCAGACCCUCCCUCCGCCUCAAGAUCCAAUCACGCUCCACUGCCGAUGCUGACUCUAACAUGACCACUGAGGAUGGGUUCGGUGAUGACAAGGGGUGUCACUGUGAGAUCUCUGUGGAGGACCUGCUGCCUUCCGUCAAGUCUGUCAUCCGAGCCGUCAGGAUAAUGAAGUUCCACGUGGCCAAGAAGAAGUUCAAGGAGACGUUGCGUCCGUACGAUGUGAAGGACGUCAUAGAGCAGUACUCCGCCGGACACCUGGACAUGCUGUGUCGCAUCAAGAGUCUGCAGACACGGCUGGACAUGAUAGUGGGGCCCCAACCCCUGAGCAGCCGAGCCAAGACCUUUUCCUCUCCCUCCCUGCCCAUGUAUUACAGCCAGGGCAGAAAGAACUCCACGCAGGGAGUGGAUCAGAUCCUGGGUAAAGGCCAGGUUCCUCUGGAUAAGAAGAUCCGGGACAAGCUGCUGUCUGAUGGAGACCUGCUGGAGGACAUGAGUAUGCUGGGACGCGUCUGCAAAGUGGAACGGCAGGUCCAGUCUAUUGAGUCGAAGCUAGACUCCCUGUUGGACAUCUACCGGCAUGUGUUACGUAAAGGCUCCUCCUCUGCCCUCACCCUCUCCUCCCUGCCCCUGUUUGAGCUGGAGCAGACCUCCGACUACCAGAGCUCUAUCCUCUUCAAGGACCACUCCACCUGCUCUACCCAGGUCAGCAGCACCAGAGGUGGGCCAGGGAUAGAGGGCCAAGGGGGGUGCGUGACCCGCUCCUCCACCAACACCUCAAACCUGUCCCGGGGACUUCACCUUAUCCUGGCGCCGCCCACCGAGCUCAGCCUCAACCUCAACACUGGCACCUCCUCGCCUUCUACCGGUGGGCCCCCGCCCUCCUCGUUCAGUCCGUCGCCCCUUCCUCAACACCACCACCAUCAUCAUCAUCAUACCCUGCCAGAAAGUGGGGAACCAGUCCAUAGGGGAAGUUCUUCUCACUCACCUCCUAUUCUUACUCCUAAUUGUGUAUCUGGAAGUGGGGGGUUUCCUACUCUGGCCAGGCCCCCACCGCCUCCUCCCCAGCCCAGCCGGACGGUGGGUCACUCCAGGACGGAGAGGGAGAGGGAGGUGGAGGUGGGCAACUUCUGUGGAAGCCCGGAGGAGAGGGAGGAUGGUGAUGUGUUAGGCCCAGAACAAGGCCUCAGAAUCGGGAGGCUGGGGCAGUCAAGAGGGGGGUCCACUGCGAACAGCAAUGGCCGGCCCUGCAAUGCCAAAGCAGAGGGCUCCUGGACGAGACACACAAGCCUGGAGAUGGAGCCCCUGGUACCCCUCUCUUCUGCUCUGGGAGGAGGAGGCCGCUGCUCCUCUGGCUCCAACCCCAGCCAGGUGGACCGAAGCCUGGGCAAGUCCAUGUCUGUCCAAGACCUGGGGCAGGGUGGGACCACCUCCAUGGCCCUGGAUAGCCACCACCAUCCUAGCCUCAGCCUCUCCUCCCCCACAGACUCCCACAGUAGUCAGGACCCUGCGGGAGGGGGCGGCGGGGAUGGCUGGGGGGAGGAGGACCUCUUUAUCAGCGACAGGGACGUGGAUGCCCUCCCUCUCCCUCCCGAGGCUCAAGGUGGAGCCUUUGGCUUUGACUUCUUGUCCCAGGGUACAGCCGACGCAACCUCUUACUCUUCAGAGCUACUGAGGACAGACCCUGGGCUUGGGGCGGGGUUAAGUGCUCUGGCGGGGUUCAAUAGGAGCCUGCCGAGCGGGAACACGUCAUCGCCCGCCUCAGUUGGGAGCGCCGAGUCCCUGAGCAUGCCGCACGUACGGCUAAAAUAAGACACACCCCUGUGUCGUAUGGACCAAUCAAAAAACCUCACCUUAUAGAGCUCUUUAUUCUAUUUUUGGAGGGGUGAGGGGGAACAGGGAGUGACUAUAAUGGUUAUUUCUGUUUAUAUUUAUGUUGAUUCAUUUGAUAAAAAGCCAAGUAUUUUUCAUCCAAGUCGACGAUACAUGAACAUAUCAUUGCAUGAAUUAUUAUUGAAGAAAUCGAAACAAAGAAGGUAAAAUAAAGAGAGAGAGGUAUAUAAAAAGAGACUUUGAUAUAUAUUAUAUAUAUCUAAGAAACAAGCUAAACUUGAUCCUGAAAGACAGUGGGUUGAUCUGUGAUCUCGACACUGCAUGAGCACUGCAUGUUUUCAACUUACCCAUGUUACAACUUACCCAUAAGUCUUCAUUCAUUAACACUGGAAGUUGUUGAUGCCUAUGGACCUUAUGGCAAAACCCUUCUAGAAAACGUUUCCUUAAUUUUAAUACACAUAAUCAUGUACAGUAAAAGUUCAAGUGUGGGGCCUCCUAACUUAUAAGACUAGAGCAUAUGGGGCAAGUUAAAUGCUUACAUGAACCCAAUAUCAUACUCUUAUCCAAAGCUUCUGAGGCAGCCAUCUUGAAAUGAAAAUUGCCUCAAUACGACCAAGUUUUUUCACCCACAUCAGUUCCCUAUAGUUUCUCAUUUGAGUGACUAUUGUGGACAUACAAUGGUACAAAACACCCCUCAUUGUAAUGAUAGACUUGCCAAGUCCAGGUCAAUACUAGUUUGAGGUAAAUUGAAUUCUGCCAACAGGUCACACACACACCAAUACACAAACACACCCACACACUCCGGUAGUUUACAUACUGUAUAACUGUUGUACACAAGCUGCUACACAUAGUCCCGGGAAAGGAAUAACUUCUAAAACAGGAGAUGAAUAGCUGCUAAAACCAUAGAAAUAGAAUUACUAGAAUACGGUCCACCCAUCAUGACACCUUUGAAUGGGGAUGCCCGUUCUACUACUUCUAUUUCUAUGCCAAAAACACAGUUCAAUUGUGCACCCCGAGGUGUUAUCUACCCGACGACCAAGGCAUCCACAUUAUGUGAUUUCUUGAGAUGCCUGUGUAUCUUCUCAUUUAAUAUUUUUUUGUUACUUAUAACACAAGAGAGCAAAACACGAAGGGAGAAAAUGUGCAAAAAUAUAUUUGUUAUCCGAUUAUGUGACCCUCUUUUAAUUAAAUGAAGAUACUUGCAGUCUUACAUGGUUUCAGUCGCAAUCACACUCCCCGGCUUUAGUUCUUUUAAUACGUUAUAGUUUUGAAUGCUUAUUAAAUUGCUUAAACGGAAGUUGACAUGCUGUAGAAUGUAUAUAAUGUUAUGUUAAUAAUCUGUAAGUGAUAUUUCGCACACCCUGGCAAGCAGUGUGAGUGACAUCAUGGCUAAUGCUAACAACAAUUAGCCCUUUUGACUUAAAGGGAUAUGUCACUCAAAUCACAAAAUUACAUUGUUUUUCUUACCUUUCAAGCAGUCUUUACAGGGUACCAAAAUAAAACAUGUAUUUUGUCAUUUGAGUGGACUAACCUUUUAAGUGUUACAGAUUCAGGUACAACCGGGUCAUGUUCAAUAGGGCACAAUGUAGCAAAACAUUUUGAAUUGGAAUGCAAAGAUGACUCAUUGGACACGCUCAACCUCAGGUAGUAGGCUACCUCAUCGGUUUCAAAACGUUUUGUAACAUUUUGUGCCAACUGAACAGGAUCCUGUAGGGAUUAUUGGAUGUUUCACCAAGGGGGUUGUUUCAAAGGAGAGAAACCCAUUCAAAAACAACAUGAAAUACAGGAUGAACUUGUACGCUAAACCCAAAGCUCCAGUACACAUACCAUUGGAAACAGAAACAUUUAUGGUCGAUUAGAUCCUUAUUGAAGGCUUUACCAGAAUAUGUGAAGUAUACAAAACAUGCAGUACAUAACAUGGUGCCUUUUUUGGCGAUAUACUGUCCAUUUCAACAUGUUUAUUUGCACCCAACGUGUGGGUUGUUGGCCUUUUGUGCUGAAAUGGUCUCACAUACUUGAUUUUUUGUUUCAUCCCUUGUAUAUAUAAAAAAAAAAUGACUAUC